AUGCCUUAAAAUGGGCUGGAAAUACAGAUGGAGGGAGUGGAUAAAACACAUACAUUACGGUGGGCCCCACAACCUCUAACAACAUUGGAGUGUUGGGGCCACCACCCAAUCCGCUUCCGUGUCAGCGUCACCACGCAAUCCGCGUCCCACGAGCUACGUGGUGUUGGGGUCACCACGCAAUCCACAUCCCGUCGGUGGUGGCAGGGUCAUCACGCAAUCUUCGUCCUUUCUCGCUCUCACCAUCUCCUUCUCGCUCGCGACCUCACGACCAGCAGCUCUCUCUCUCGGCAGCGGCAGUGGUCAAUUGAUGACAUGGAUGAUAAUACAUUGGAGCGUCAAGCAGUUUCUCAAUCAGGUCGAAGGUUGGACUUUGAUAUUGAAAUGAAUGAUCAAGAAGUAAGGCAAGAAGUAGACGACGAAGAAGCAAAAGAAGAUGUACUGGUUAAUACAGAUGAGAAGUUAGGUGAAGAACCAAAAAUUGGAAUGGAGUUUAGUUCUGACGAUAGUGCAUAUGAGUUUUACAAUAGGUAUGCUGCAAAAAUAGGGUUUAGCGUUCGAAAGUCGUGGGUAAAAAAAUCAGAUAAGGGUGUCCUACUUAAGAGGAAAUUUUGUUGCUCUAAAGAAGGUCAAAAAUGUGAAGAUAAACGAAUCAAUCAGCCGAAGUAUUACCGUCCGAUUACAAGAACUCAAUGUCUAGCUAGCAUGAUGAUUAGGCUUCAAAAGAAUGGGAAAUACAAGGUGACUAACUUUGUGGCAGAGCAUAACCAUGAGGUUGUUGCACCAUCGAAGGUGCACUUACUAAGGUCACAAAGACAAUCUGGAGGGCGGAAGAAUAUGGGUUUCGUACCUGAUGAUUACAAAAAUUACUUACGAAAGAAGCAAAUGAAAGCAAUGGAAAAGGGUGAUGCAAGAGCCGUUCUAGAAUAUUUUCAAAAAAUGCAAGUAGAGAAUCCAUCUUUUUUUUAUGCAAUACAAGUAGACGAAGAUGAUCAGAUUACAAAUAUAUUUUGGGCAGAUGCGAAGUCAGUAAUGGAUUAUAAUGCUUUUGGGGAUGUGGUCUGCUUUGAUACUACAUAUAGAAUAAAUAGUUAUGGCCGGCCAUUUGCUCCAUUUAUUGGGGUAAAUCAUCAUAAGCAAACUAUAAUAUUUGGUACAGCCUUGCUAUACGAUGAAACACUCGAAUCAUUCAAGUGGUUGUUUCAAACCUUUUUAAGUGCAAUGUCUGGAAAAAAACCACUGACAAUCCUUACAGACCAAGAUGAUGUAAUGACGAAUGCAAUAGCUGCAGUGAUGCCGGAAACAAAUCAUCGUUUAUGCACCUGGUAUAUUCACCAAAAUGCCACCAAGUGCCUUAGUCAUGUAUUUAAUGGUUCAAAAAGUUUCGAACAUGACUUUAGUAAGUGUUUAUAUGAUUAUGAGGAUGAGGAAGAGUUUUUAACUGCAUGGAAUAACAUGCUUGAGAAAUAUGAUCUAAUGCAAAAUAAGUGGCUGCAGGAUUUGUUCAAGGAAAGAGAAAAAUGGGCUUUGGCAUAUGAAAGAAAUACAUUCUAUGCAGACAUGAGGAGCACACAACGGAGUGAAGGCAUGAAUAAUGUAUUGAAAAAAUUUCUAAACUCUAAAUUCAAUUUAUUGCAUUUCUUCACUCAUUAUGAACGGCUAGUGGCUAAUCAACGAUAUCAGGAAUCUAUAGCUGAUUUCAAAAUGAGGCAGAAUACCCCGUUAUUAUUUGUUGAUGUGAAGAUUUUAAAGGAAGCGGCAAAGGCGUAUACUCCUCAAGCAUUUGAAAUGUUUCAAAAUGAAUUCAAGGAAUUUCUUGGCCAUGCAAUUUUUAAAUGCGGUGAGUUUGGCACAGUGACAGAGUUUCGGGUUAUUUGUGAUGAGAAAGAUGAAGGACGCAUUGUUAGAUUCGACUCAUUAGACAAUACAGUCACGUGUAGCUGUAAGAAGUUCGAGUUUGUGGGGAUUUUAUGUAGUCAUGCAUUGAAAGUUUUAGAUCAUCAUAAUAUAGAGGUUCUUCAUCCCCGUUAUAUUAUGAAGAGAUGGCAAAGAGAUGCAAAGGUUGGUUUUUCUAAAGACCAUGCUGGGUUUACAAUACAAGGUGGCUCCAGUGUUGCUUUAGGUAAACGCUAUAGCUAUUUGUGUCGCAAGCUUCUUAAAAUUGCAGCAAUGGCUGGGGAACAUGAUGAGGUUUUCAAAUUUGCUGAUAGAUAUGCCGAUAAGUUUCAUGAUGAAGUGAUGGAAUGUAUGAAAGGAAUUCAUGAACCUCCACUAAUGACAACUCCAGCUACUGAUGAAAUUAUAGAUACUGAAAGCGCACGCUCUGAGCCGAAAGAAAAGGAAGUUACUUUUGUUGAUAGUGUGAGUUCACAAACUGCAAGUGGGAUUAAAGUUAAGCCUAGAGUUGGGAGCAGCCGUCGUGCAUUAAAAAAUUCGCCAGAUAAAGUAAAGAAGAAGAGAUCACGAACUGAAUCCAUUCAUUCACAAGCAAAUCAAGAAAGACAGGAAGCAGCCCAAGCAAAUCAAGAGAGCCAGGAAGUGGCCCAAGUAAAUCAAGAGAGAGAGGAAGCAGCCCAAGUACCAAAUAUUAUUCACCCUCAUUCAUUUCAACCUUCACAUUAUUCAGUUACAAUCCCCACAAUGAGUCAUUUCAAUCAGGGUUCACAUAUUAUAAUACCAAGUGGAUCCCAUACAGGACAUAGUCAUCAUAUGGUGAUGGGCUACACUCUUGGCCCCAGUGGAUCCAUCAAUGCAUCAUUGGAUCAUUAUGGGCACCAACAACCUAAUGUUAGCAUUAAUCAAGAAAACUCUGUGGGCAUCAAAUCUCCGAUAAGAAGUUCGUAUGUUACCAGAGCAAGUCGUUUUGGAGUACCCGGGAGUGGUACUGGUGGAUCCAUGAGUAGCCCUUCGGAAUACCCUAGGGUUCCCUCAAGCAACCCUCAAUUAUCACAUUUACAUCAAGAUUCAUCUAAAGGAAGCGCCGCGUUUAGCCAGUCAUCAUCACUACUAUCUGAUAACAAUCAAUCGGUGGGGUAUGAAGACCACCUACGUUCCAGUAAUUAGAUUUUCUUUUGUCAAAGUCUGUGUGAUUACUUGAUGUGAAUCGGUGGGACUUGAUGAUAGGCACUUGUUUUUGGGUGUCAAAAAGGAGAAGAGAAGGCAGCUGCUCCAACAAUCCAUCACAUGAACUCACUUCAGCAAUCUCUAGGAGUGCUUCUAUUCUAUCAGAAGCAAUGCUGUCAUGCGAGGAAAAAGAAGAGAAAAGACACAAGGAGAUUCCAAGUGUUGAAGAGAGGCGACUGAGGAUUGAAGAAUCAAAUGGAGAGAACAAAUUUGUGCUCUUUUUUUUUUUUUUUUUAUAUGACGCGUGAUCAUUCUAUGUCAUUGUAUUAUAAAACAUUGAUUUUGUUACUAUAUCCAUGGAUUCCUUUUGCUUUUAUUUUUGAGACAUUUUGUCAUUAUCAUUGGCUUGUCCUUGCAAUGCCUAAGAUGAUGAUGUGUCUGAAGCAAAUCGAUGCCAAUAUGAAAUUGCGAAGACAUAUGAAUGACGUUUCUUUUCUUUUUGCUUUAAAUCAAAAGCUCUAUUCUCGCAUGGAAA
Messenger RNA from Magnolia sinica, 3595 nucleotides. RefSeq names its product protein FAR1-RELATED SEQUENCE 5-like. The record is from RefSeq and is a predicted model, not a curated record. Gene Ontology annotation, biological process: regulation of DNA-templated transcription. Bases 28 to 3060 code for a protein of 1010 amino acids. Lineage: Eukaryota; Viridiplantae; Streptophyta; Magnoliopsida; Magnoliales; Magnoliaceae. The transcript is spliced from 6 exons. Gene Ontology annotation, molecular function: zinc ion binding.